Molecule: messenger RNA, 1932 nt
Organism: Miscanthus lutarioriparius
Lineage: Eukaryota; Viridiplantae; Streptophyta; Magnoliopsida; Poales; Poaceae
Source: the annotation of a GenBank genome assembly
AUGGAUGUGGAGUCGAGGCAAGGUUCUUCCAAAGGGGACGCCAUGGCUGCUGCUGCUGUCUCUGUUGACUGGAGGGGAAGACCCUGCGACCCCCUCAAGCACGGCGGCAUGAAAGCCGCGGUCUUCGUCCUAGGGAUCCAGGCGUUUGAAAUGAUGGCGAUUGCGGCGGUGGGGAACAACCUGAUCACGUACGUGUUCGGGGAGAUGCACUUCCCGCUGUCGGAGGCGGCCAACAUCGUGACCAACUUCAUCGGCACCGUCUUCCUCCUCUCCCUCCUCGGCGGCUUCCUCUCCGACUCCUACCUCGGCAGCUUCUGGACCAUGCUCAUCUUUGGAUUCGUCGAGCUCUCGGGUUUCAUCCUGCUGGCGGUUCAGGCGCACCUGCCCCAGCUCCGUCCGCCGCCAUGCGACAUGAUGGCGGCGGCGGCGGGGCAGGCGUGCGAGCAGGCAAGCGGCCUAAAGGCCGGCAUCUUCUUCACGGCGCUCUACCUGGUGGCGCUGGGCAGCGGGUGCCUCAAGCCCAACAUCAUCGCGCACGGCGCCGACCAGUUUCGCCGGGGCGGCGGUGGCGGCGGCGCUCGCCGCCUGUCGAGCUACUUCAACGCCGCCUACUUCAGCUUCUGCGUGGGCGAGCUGGUGGCGCUCACCGUGCUCAUCUGGGUGCAGACCCGCUCCGGGAUGGACGUCGGCUUCGGGGUCUCCGCCGCUGCCAUGGCCAUCGCCCUGCUCAGCCUCGUCGCAGGCGUCGCCUUCUACCGCAACAAGCCGCCACAGGGCAGCAUCUUCACUCCCAUAGCUAAGGUAUUUGUCGCCGCUGUGAGCAAGAGGAAGCAAGUGUGCCCGUCGACGGCCUCCGUCAAGGCCAUCGCAACUGUUACUGUCCAUGACAUAUCCGUUAACGCCACAGACAUCUGCCACAUCAGCAAGAUCAGGUGCCAAAUAUAUAACAGAACUGUAUUAGAGAAUAUUCAAAGUUCUCCUGUGGAGUUUUCUAAUAAUCAAGUGUCUCAAACCUUGGAUUAUUAUUCCAAAUCAAGGUUCUUAGACAAGGCAUGCGUGAAAGCGCUGGACAGCCCCGGUGGGUCGUCGGCAGCGGGGAAGGCGGAGAGCCCGUGGCGUCUGUGCACGCCAGCGGAGGUGGAGCAGGUGAAGCUGCUGCUGUGCGUGGUGCCCAUCUUGGCGUGCACCAUCGUGUUCAACACCAUCCUGGCGCAGCUGCAGACCUUCUCCGUGCAGCAGGGCAGCGCCAUGGACACCCGCCUCGCCGCCUCCGGCUUCCACGUCCCGCCGGCGUCGCUGCAGGCGAUCCCCUACGUCAUGCUCGUCGCGCUCGUCCCGGCCUACGAGGCCGCCUUCGUGCCCGCCAUGCGACGCGUCACGGGCGUCGCCACGGGGAUCACCCCGCUCCAGCGCAUCGGCGUCGGCCUCUUCGCCGUCACCUUCUCCAUGGUCGCCGCCGCGCUGGUCGAGACCCGGCGCCGCCACGCGGCGGCCGGCGGACGUCUCCUCUCCAUCUUCUGGAUCGCGCCGCAGUUCCUGGUGUUCGGGCUGUCCGAGAUGUUCACUGCCGUGGGGCUCAUCGAGUUCUUCUACAAGCAGUCGCUCGCCGGCAUGCAGGCCUUCCUGACCUCCAUGACCUACUGCUCAUACUCCUUCGGCUUCUACCUCAGCUCCGUGCUCGUGUCGCUCGUCAACAGGAUCACCAGCAGCUCCGCAGCAGGCAAUGGCGGAUGGCUUGCCAACAACGACCUCAACAAGGACAGGCUCGACCUCUUCUACUGGCUCCUUGCGGCGCUCAGCAUCCUUAACUUCUUCAACUACCUCUUCUGGGCAAGGUGGUAUUCCAAGAGCGUAGAGACGGUGCAGGUCGUCGGAGUCGGAAGCGGCGGCGGUGAGCAGCAGGAUGACAAGAAGGACACCCCUGAGUGCUGA